GUUGUGUUAGCACGAUGAAUGGUAGAUCUGAUGCCUCCACCUCUACUGAUGAUGUUUUAAAGGGCCGACCGCUGUGCCUGUUCUACUUCUCGCAGCCGCUCGGCGUGGUGGCGGCCGAGCCGCCGCGCGCCGCGCCCUGCCCGCCCUACCCGCCCUACCAGCCCUACCAGCCCUACCAGCCCUACCAGCCGUACUCGCCCUCCCCGACCUACCAAUACUCUCCUCCCGGACAAGCCAAUAUGGCGCCUGCGUGGGACUCACUCUGGGCUCCAGCGUCACCGACACCAUCUGUUUACGUUUCUGGAUCCAGCGCUGAGCCGCGACGCGAUUUAUCUUCGUGUCUUUUUUCAAAUGAUACCUGGUUCCCUUCAAGCGCGAGCUCUCGCGACUAUCCACGCCGUAUGGUACCGUACCAUACGUUACUACCACCGCUGCGUCUGCCAACGCCGCGCGCGCCGCCGCCGCCUGACGUUUGGCCGCUACGCGUUGUCCAACCCGAGCGUUUUUCACUACCACCUAUCGAGCUACCUGUGUGUGAGCCUGAGGAGAACCAAGAGAUAACUCCAACCGUGGAAGCGCUAGACCCCAUAGAGAAGCGGGACGUGGUAGAGGAAGCGCCGAGUCUGUUAUCGCGGCGGACGCCGGCGCGGGUGAGUCGGCGUGCGCUCGGUGGCGGCGGCGUGCACAAGCCGCGGCGGCGCGCGCGCACCAGCGCACUGCGGCGCAGCCUCACGCAUCUUAUACAGAGGAGUAUCAAAGGUGAGUUGUAA
This is a messenger RNA of Cydia splendana, 770 nucleotides long. RefSeq lists its product as uncharacterized. The transcript has 2 exons. The record is from RefSeq and is a predicted model, not a curated record. Lineage: Eukaryota; Metazoa; Arthropoda; Insecta; Lepidoptera; Tortricidae. Bases 15 to 770 code for a protein of 251 amino acids.